Pollicipes pollicipes is the source of this 1057-nucleotide messenger RNA. Its product is annotated as protein Tob1. Gene Ontology annotation, molecular function: transcription corepressor activity. NCBI's taxonomy places the organism in Eukaryota, Metazoa, Arthropoda, Thecostraca, Pollicipedomorpha, Pollicipedidae. The transcript has 3 exons. The record is from RefSeq and is a predicted model, not a curated record. The coding region runs from base 239 to 1057 and encodes 272 amino acids. Gene Ontology annotation, biological process: regulation of gene expression. Gene Ontology annotation, cellular component: nucleus; cytoplasm.
GCACCAGCGGCGCAGAGGCGCACCGACACCGGCCGGCCAGAGGCGAGACGAGCCGCCGCGACACACCUCUGUCGCAGGCCGAGGCCGACACCGACCGGCCAGAGAUCGGAGGAUUGAUUUCUGAGGGCAACCCGACCCGACCUACGACGUCACUGGAGCUCGCCUGAUCGCUCCGGGGAUCCCAUCUGCGACGUCGCGUAAAACUCGUCUGGAAGCCCACGUGCAGCCAGCUGACGCCAUGCAGUUGGAGAUCCAGGUGGCACUCAACUUCGUCAUCUCCUUCAUGUACAACAAGCUGCCGCGGCGACGCGUCAACAUCUUCGCCGAGGAGCUGGAGAGGGCGCUGCGCUUCAAGUUCCAGAGCCACUGGUACCCGGACCGGCCGUUCAAGGGCUCCGCCUACCGCUGCCUGAAGACGGGCGACCCUCUCGAUCCCGUGCUGGACGCGGCGGCGCGCGAGAGCGGCCUGGCUCUGGCCGAGAUCCGCCAGAACCUGCCGGAGGACCUCUGCGUCUGGAUCGACCCGGGCGAGGUCAGCUACCGCGCCGGCGAGAAAGGCGCCGUCAAACUCCUGUACUCGGAGCCGGCCGCCGAGCGCGUCAGCGAGGACCGCUGCGACCACGAGGUCACCUCCACCUUCAACCCGGAGGCGCAAAGCUUCCGGCCCAUCGAGGCGCUGGCGGCGUCGCUGGGCUCGCUGGGCGUCGCCUCGCCGCCGGCCGGCAGCCCGUUCGGGCCGCCGGCGGCGCCGCGAGCGUCAGCCACGCCGCCGUUCCGCACCGCCAGCCCGGCGACCGGGUUCGCAGCGCACCGGCCGCGCGCGCCCGUCACGUUCACCACGGCGGCGUUCGCGCAGACCAAGUUCGGCAGCACCAAGCUGAAGAGCAGCGGCAAGCGCGGCAGCCGGAUGAGCCCCACGGAGUUCAGCAACUACAUCAAGCAGCGCGCGCUGCUGCAGCAGCCGCCGGCACUCUUCGCGCCUUUCGCGCAGCUGCUGCUGGAGAGCCUGACUUACGCCUCCAACCCGCACCUGCGGCACCUGCUGGUGGCUAACUAG